Messenger RNA from Adineta steineri, 4494 nucleotides. The record is from the annotation of a GenBank genome assembly. Lineage: Eukaryota; Metazoa; Rotifera; Eurotatoria; Adinetida; Adinetidae.
AUGACUUGCAUCAAUAAUGAUGCUAGAUCAAUUCAAGGAUCAGUUGCUAUGCAACAGUCGCCUAUUAAUAUCGAAGAAAACUUACAUCCAAAUCUAAAUACACAUGUAGCAACCGUACGUAGCAAGCAUACCAUGAAGCAGGAAACAAAAUUAAUACCGCCAUGGAAUCUAAAACGUUUUUACUGGUCAAUAUCAGAUUCAAUGGUUCGUGCCAUUGGAUUUUUUAUAUUUACAUGUAUUAUAAUGACCACUGGUAUCUUAAUCGUUUGUUUUACUGCACCAAAAUCACACGAACAAAAAUGUAAUUUCAAUAUUUCACGAACGGCUACAAAUCCAAUUGAAUACAACUAUGGCCCACGAUCUGUUGCUGUUGGUGAUUUGAACAAUGACACUUGGAUAGAUAUGGUCGUUGCUAAUUCGAUUGUUAACACUAUCAGUAUAUAUUUUGGAUAUGAAAAUGGUACAUUUAUCAAACAGAUUGAAUAUUCAACUGGUUUAGGCUCCAGUCCUAAUAUGGUUGCAGUUGGUAAUCUUAAUAAUGAUUCUAUAUUAGAUAUUGCAGUUGCAAACUUUGGUACUAAUAAUAUUGGGAUAUUUUUUGGAUAUAAAAAUGGAUCUUUUAUGAAUCAAGUACACCUCUCAACUAACAGAUCGCGUCCAAUAUCAAUUUGUUUAGUUGAUUUGAACAACGACACAGUACUUGAUAUUGUUACCGUUAAUUCUGGAACCCAUAGUAUAAGUAUAUUCUAUGGUUAUGGAAAUGGAAUGUUUUCGAAUCCAACAAUGUAUUCAACAGGUUAUGACUCACUUCCAUAUGCAUUAGCUGUUGAGGAUUUCAACAAUGAUAAUUAUAUAGAUAUUUCCGUUGCAAAUUAUGGAACAAAUAAUAUUGGUCUAUUUCUUGCUAAUAGGAAUGGUACUUUUGAACAACAGAUAACUAUUUCAACGGGUUAUGGUUCUCAUCCAUCCUCAAUAGCUGUUGGCAAUUUCAAUGAUGAUACAUUUGUUGAUAUUGCUGUUACCAAUUAUGGAAUAAGCACAGUCGGUGUAUAUUUAAGCAAUGGUAAUGGAACGUUUACAAAUCAAAUGAAAUAUUCUAUAAAUUCUGGCUCACCAUGUUCGAUUGGUGUUGGUGACUUUAAUCAAGACAAUCAUUUAGACUUAUUCAUUAUUACUAUUGGUGCUAAUAAUACAGGUCUACUUCUUGGAUAUGGAAACGGUAGUUUUUCGAAUGCAAGAAUGAAUUCAACUGGAUCGACUUCAUCGAUCUCUUUUGCUAUAUGUGAUUUCAACAAAGACAAACGAUUGGAUGUUAUCGUUGUUAAUAAUGACACUAAUAGCAUAGAUAUUCUCAAAGGUUACUUCGAAGGCUUUUCAUUACCCAAAUAUUAUUCGACUGGAUAUUACCCAUAUUCUAUAGCUCUUGGUGAUUUUAAUAAUGAUGGUAAACUAGAUUUAGUUACUGCUAAUUAUUUGAAUAAUUCGAUAAGUGUUCUUCUUGGGAAUGGGAAUGGUGCCUUCGCAAAACAAAAGACAUAUUCAACUGGUGCUUCUCCAUGUUUUGUAGCUAUUGGUGAUUUUAACAACGAUACUUAUUCAGAUCUAGCUGUCACCAAUUAUAAUAACAGAAGUGUCAGUAUUUUUCUUGGAUAUGGGAACGGUUCCUUUGCAAAUCAAAAAAGAUUUACAACUGGCACUUCUCCACGAUCUUUGGCUGUUGGUGAUUUUAAUAAUGAUGGUCAGUUGGAUUUAGUUGUUGCCAAUUAUAAUAGUUUAUAUGUGAGUGUUCUUUUGGGUUAUGGUAAUGGUUCGUUUGCAAAUCAAAUGAGAUAUAUAACUAGCACUUAUUCAUACUAUGUAAUUACUGGUGAUUUCAAUAACGAUACUCUAUUAGAUCUAGUUAUUACCAAUUAUGAUGUCAAUAAUAUAAGUGUUAUUUUUGGAUAUGGUAAUGGUUCGUUUGCAAAUCAAACAACAUAUAGAACUGGUACUAAUCCACGGUCUCUGGCUACUGUUGAUUUCAAUAACGAUGGUCAAUUGGAUCUAGUUGUUGCCAAUUAUGGUAGCAGUAAUCUAGGGAUCUUUCUUGGAUAUGGCAAUGGUUCAUUUGCAAGUCAAAUUCCGUAUGGAACGGCUUCACUACCAUAUUUUGUAACUGUUGGCGAUGUCAAUAAUGACACCUAUCUGGAUAUUGUUUUUGCUCUUUAUGGUAUUGACAAUGUAUAUGUUUUAUUUGGGUAUGGAAAUGGUUCUUUUGGAAACCAAAUCUCAUAUUACGUUGGCUUCGCAGGGUACUGGUUAGCGAUUGGUGAUUGCAACAACGAUAACCGAUUGGAUAUCGUCGUACCAAGGUAUGAUAGUAAUUAUGUUGGUGUGUUGCUUCAAUCUAAUCGUGGAGCUCUUGUAAAUGAAAUUACUUAUGCAUCAGCUGGUGGUUCUAGAUUGCGAUCUAUUGCCGUUAGUGAUGUGAACAAUGAUACUCGGCUAGAUAUUAUUGUUAGUAAUUUGGGUACUGACAAUUUAGGUAUUCUUUUCAAUAAUGGUGACGGCACUUUCAAAAGCCAAGUGUUCAUCGAUAUGGACUCAAAUUCUCAGCCAUCAGUAAUUACCACCAAUGAUUUUAACGGUGACACUCAAUUAGAUAUUGCUGUAGCCACCUAUAAUACAAAGCAAGUAGGUAUGUUAGUUGGAAAUGGGCGAGGAUUAUUUAUAAGUCAAGCAAUUUAUCCAGUGCCUUUAGCAUAUCCUCCAUUAACCAUUUCGUCUGGUGAUUUUAAUAAUGAUGGACGAUCAGAAGUCGUUGUUGGAUAUGGUGACGGUAAUAGUGUAGAUAUUCUUGUUACAUAUAACAGUGGAUCUUUUACAAAUCAAACGAUCUAUCCAACUGGCUCCAGUCCAUACUCUGUAGUAGCCCAUGACCUCAACAAAGAUAAUCAGUUAGAUUUAGUUGUUACCAACUAUGGUAGUAAUACUAUAAGUGUUUUUUUUGGAUAUGGCAAUGGAUCAUUUGCAAAUGAAACGAUAUAUCCAACCGGUAUUAAACCACUAUCACUGGCUGCAGGUGAUUUCAACAAUGAUGGUCAGUUGGAUCUAGUUGUUGCUAACUACGAUAGCAAUAAUGUCAGUAUUUUUUUGGGAUAUGAUAAUGGUUCGUUUGCAAAUCCAACAACUUUUCCAACAGGUACUAAUCCCUAUUCUGUAGCUGUUGGAGAUUUCAAUAACGAUACUCAAUUAGAUUUAGUUGUUGCCAAUUAUGGUAAUAAUAAUACUGGUGUUUUUCUGGGAUUUGGUAAUGGUUUAUUUGCAAAUCAAAUUACAUAUCCUACUGGUACUAAUCCACGAUCUGUGGCUGUUGGCGAUUUUAACAAUGAUGGUUGGUUAGAUAUAGUUGUUGCAAAUUUUCUUUCUAAAAAUGUUGGUAUUUUUUUUGGAUAUGGGAAUGGUUCCUUUGCAAAUCAAACGACUUUUCCAACUGAUUAUCAUCCAUACUUUGUAGCUGUAGGUGAUGUCAAUAAUGACACUCUACUGGAUAUCGUUGUUGCUACGGUUGGUUAUCGCACUGUCAGUAUUCUUUUAGGGUAUGGUAAUUGUUCUUUUGCAAAUUUCACGAAAUGUUCAGUUGGCAUUGUCCCAGAAUCUUUAGCUGUUGUUGAUAUCAACAAUGACGCUCGAUUAGAUAUCAUUGUCACAAAUAAGGGUAGCAACUAUGUGAGUGUAUUAUUAGGAUAUGGGAAUGGCUCGUUUGUACCUCAACUUACAUACUCAACAGGCGUUGCUCCACAAUAUGUAGCUGUUGGUAAUUUUAACAAUGAUACACUACUUGAUAUAGUUGUUACAAAUUCAGGUGAUAACAAUAUUAUGAUACUAUUUGGUUGGUUUAAUCAAGUUUUUAUAAAGCAAAAUGCAGUUUCCACUGGUAAAGAUUCUCAGACACGAUCUAUUGUUGUUGGUGAUUUUAAUAAUGAUAAUCAUAUGGAUAUUGGAGUAGCAAAUUCAGGUACUAAUAAUAUUGGUAUUUUUCUUGGAUAUGGCAAUAUUACUUUUACAAAUCAAACAACAUAUUCAACUGGUUCAAAUUCAUCUCCAUAUUUUUUAACAAUUGGCGAUUUUAAUAAUGAUACUCAAGUAGAUAUUGUUACUGCUAAUUAUCAAUCCGAUACAAUAAGCAUUUUUCUGGGAUAUGGUGAUGGUAGAUUUGCAAAUAAGACAUCUUACUCAACUGGUUCAUCUUCAUCUCCUUACUCUGUAGCUGUUGGUUAUUUUAAUAAUGAUACUAAACUUGAUAUUGUCGUGGUUAAUUAUAAUAACAACAAGAUAGGUGUCUUUCUUGGACAGGGUAAUGGUAUAUUCGAUAGUAUAAUGCUAUUUGCAAUGCCAUAUGGCUCUCAUCCAUUUUCUGUUCUUACCGGUGAUUUUAGUAGUGAUGGAAAAUUAGAUUUUGUCGUGGCAAAUAAUGGUACUGACAGUUUAAGUCUUUUUGUUCAGACUUGUUAA